Molecule: messenger RNA, 2567 nt
Organism: Marmota monax (woodchuck)
Lineage: Eukaryota; Metazoa; Chordata; Mammalia; Rodentia; Sciuridae
Gene: Ndor1
Product: NADPH dependent diflavin oxidoreductase 1
Exons: 13
Coding region: 64-2073 (669 amino acids)
Cellular component (GO): cytosol
Molecular function (GO): FMN binding; flavin adenine dinucleotide binding; NADPH-hemoprotein reductase activity
Source: RefSeq, a predicted model, not a curated record
GAAGCAGGAAGUCGGCCUGCGACUUCCGGGCCGGUUCUGCCGCGGGGCUCUCGGCGCUGUGCGAUGCCGGCACCGCAGCUCCUGGUGCUCUUUGGCAGCCAGACGGGCACGGCCCAGGAUGUGGCGGAGAGGGUGGGCCGCGAGGCGCGGCGCCGGCGGCUGGGCUGCCGCGUGCAGGCGCUGGACUCGUACGCCGUGGCCAAUCUGAUCAGGGAGCCCCUGGUGGUGUUUGUUUGUGCGACUACCGGGCAAGGAGACCCUCCUGACAACAUGAAGAACUUCUGGAGGUUCAUAUUCCGGAAGAACCUGCCUUCCACUUCCCUCUGUCAGAUGGACUUUGCCGUCCUGGGCCUUGGGGACUCCUCCUAUGCCAAUCAGUGUGGGACGCCUCCACCUGAGGGAGGAUCUUCUGCCCCAAGCAUGGGUGAGCCUCGCUGUCUCCAUAGGUUCAACUUUGUGGCCAAAAAGUUACACCGCAGGCUGCUACAGCUUGGGGCCAGUGCCCUCCUGCCCAUAUGCCUGGGGGAUGACCAGCAUGAGCUGGGGCCUGAUGCCACCAUCGACCCCUGGUUGGGAGACCUGUGGGAAAAGGUGCUGGAGUUAUACCCGGUGCCCAUUGACCUCCCUGUGAUCCCCCAUGGAGUCCCCUUACCCUCCAAGUUCACCCUCCAGUUCCUUCCGGAGGCCCCCAACCCAAGCUCCAAGGAGUCAUGCCUAGCCAUCUCAGACUCUCUGGGACCCCCGUCAGAGUCCCAGCCCUUCCUGGCACCCAUGGUCACCAACCAGAGGGUCACAGGUCCCUCACACUUCCAGGAUGUUCGGCUGAUUGAGUUCGACAUCACAGACUCUGGCAUCAGCUUUGCUGCAGGAGACGUGGUCCUGAUCCAGCCCUCAAACUCGGCAGCCCAUAUCCAGCAGUUCUGCCACGUGCUGGGCCUGGACCCCAGCCAGUGCUUCGUGCUGCAGCCCCGGGAGCCAGAUGUCCCCUGCCCACCGGGACUGCCCCAGCCCUGCUCUGUGUGGCAGCUCGUAUCCCAGUACCUGGACAUAGCCAGCGUGCCUCGCCGCUCCUUCUUUGAACUCCUGGCCUGUCUCUCCCCACAUGAGCUGGAGCGGGAAAAGCUGCUGGAGCUCAGUUCUGCCCAAGGCCAGGAGGAUCUGUGCGAGUACUGCAGCCGACCUCGAAGGACCAUCCUGGAGGUACUGUGUGACUUCCCACAUACCGCGGGUGCCAUCCCCCCAGAGUACCUGUUGGACCUCAUCCCGCAGAUCCGGCCUCGAGCCUUCUCCAUCGCCUCUUCUCUGCUGGUUCAUCCCAGGAGGCUCCAGAUCCUUGUGGCUGUGGUACAGUACCGGACACGCCUCAAGGAGCCCCGCCGGGGCCUCUGUUCCUCCUGGCUGGCAUCUCUGGACCCAAAGAAAGGUGCCUCCUGCUCCCGGGAGGUGGGAGAGGGAAUGCAGCCCGGUUCCCCCAUCUUUCCUGUGCAACAGUUGGUGCUAGGUAGAUCCCUAGCAGGCUGCCCAGUCCGUCUUUGCACCCUUUAUGACACCUCUCUCAUGGCAGGACCUGUCCAGGUUCCCCUGUGGGUGCGUCCUGGGGGCCUGGCUUUCCCAGAGACCCCAGACACACCUGUGAUCAUGGUGGGGCCUGGCACUGGUGUGGCCCCCUUCCGAGCAGCUGUUCAGGAACGCGUGGCCCAGGGCCAGACUGGAAACUUCUUAUUUUUUGGCUGCCGCUGGCGGGACCAGGACUUCUACUGGGGAGAUGAGUGGCAGGAACUGGAGAAGCGGGGCUGCCUGACUCUUGUCACAGCCUUUUCCCGGGAGCAGCAGGGGCAGAAAGUAUACGUGCAACACCGACUCCGGGAGCUAGGACCGCUGGUUUGGGAGCUGCUGGACCACCGUGGCGCCUACUUCUACCUGGCUGGCAAUGCUAAGUACAUGCCAACGGAUGUCAUGGAAGCCCUGAUGUCCAUCUUCCAGGAGGAGGGUGGGCUCUCCCACCCCAACGCAGCCACCUACCUUGCCAGACUCCAGCGGACACUGCGCUUCCAGACUGAGACCUGGGCUUGAGGAACUACCUAGCAAAGGGGCCUCUUGCCCCUGUUUGUUACCUGAGCCCUGGAGUCCAUAUCAAGACCAGGGCUGGUGCUCCUAGGCUUCAGCUGGCUUAGAAGGCCCUCCUUGCACACAGCCACACCCCAGGGGGACCCAGGGCCCCACACUCUCAGCCUUGACUCCACUGGCUACCCUUCACCUGCACCAUCCCAUCCCAUUUUCCCAUCAGGUUGGUGCUCUGGCCUGGUGCAAUGCUCCAGGAAGGCCCCCACCCUGAUGGGUACCAGGAACCUAAUGAGCCCUUCCCGAAGUUUAGGGUCCUGUGAGGGCUCCCUUUCUUCAGUUUGCAGGGACCAUGCUGUCCCCAGUCACCCUGCAGCACCCACAAAACUCAGGUUAUUGUUGGAGACCAUCAAGACCCCCGACUUCCUGAGAAGCAGGAAGAGGCCAGCCCCUUCCUUUCCUGAUUCAGGAAACUUUGGCAAUAAACAUGACCGUUGGGCAGCUGC